CAGGGAUUCAUUGGUUGGCCUCAGUGGCGCCCCCUGGAGGCCUGGCAGUGAGGGCGCGCCGGUGCGCAGGCGGAGUAGCUCUUUCUUUUUGACUUUCUUUAUUCUCUCUUCCUGUAUCUGUGUAAAAUGUGAGAUCUGUCAGUGACUCCGAGACCCGAGAGCAGAAAAACGGGUCCGACUGGAGGAGCCAGCCAGGAGCGAGCUGAUCUCCGCUCAGACUCCGGGAGGCUCAGCUCUCACUCCAUUCCUCCUCCUCAGAUGCCCUCAACCGCCUGCGCUGGCAUGGCUGCCCCAGUGCCAAAGCCCAGAUCCAAGUUCAUGCAGGGCAUGGGAAAGUCCUCCAUUGACAGUAACGUCUCACUUGAUGGAUCAGAGAUAAACAGCAGGAAGCCUGAAGUCAACAGUCAAGCAGAAGCCGACAGCAGCCUGAACGACGGCCAUGAAGACUCCGCAGUGCCUGUUGGAGCUGAAGUAAAGUUCUUCAGGCCGCCGCCCCUCUUCACCUCGGCGGCUGGAGAGGGAGAGAUGUUGGCUCUGUCGGUGUGGACGAAGGAGUCGAACUCAGAUUCUUCGAGUGAUGAAUGUCCCCCAACUCCAGUAUCUUCACAACCAGAAAAGUUUCCCUUCCAGCUGAGCGACCAACAGCAGAACAAUGUCUCUCCGGUACCCAACGCCCCAGUGCACAACACCAUACAGACCAAACCUGCCAAAACCAAGAAACCACGAGCUGCCACCAUCCGUGUCAGCCGGAGGAAACAAUCUACAGGUUCAGGCGGAUCGGGCAGCCAGUCCUGGGAGACCAACCACAGAGAGAGCGCCGUAGCUUGCUCCAGCUGGCUGGAUGUGUGGAAGGGCCGCAAACACAAUGUGCUAUGGACCACUUUUGAUGGUCAGCUGAUGUCACUAUGGAAAAAACGCACGGACAAGUUUACGGAGUAUGUGUUCCAUGUGUCGAGCAUUACCAACGUCCGACAGCAGGACAAAGGGCGCUUCUCCAUAUACUUCCGCAAAAAGCACUUUGAGUUCAUGGCUCACAGUGAAGACAUGCAGAAAGGAUGGGUUACAUCCCUUCACACGUCCCGUGGGAGAGAACCACCACCACAGCCUCAGCACCAAGGUUCUCUGAUCAUGAAAGAGCCGAGAACCAAAGUGUAUGCUGCUAUCUGCGGACACAACCUGUGGAUAUACAACAGCAAAGAGGACUUUAAUUUGGGUCUGGGAAUGACCCUCGUAUCGAUGAACGUUGCUUCCGUGAAGGAGACUGGACGCCGCCACUUUAGCCUCAUUACACCGUAUAAAACGUUUAACUUCUCAGCGGACUCUUCUCGAGAUCUGACCACGUGGCUCAACAAGCUGAACGAGGUGAUCCGCAGUGCCCUGUCCUGUAGCGAGGUGGCGCUGCGCCUGUGGGCCAGUCCUUGGAACAAAGUGUGUGCAGACUGUGGCAGCUCCAACCCAGAGUGGGCGUCCAUCAACCUGCUGGUGGUCAUCUGUGAGGCCUGCGCAGGAGUGCAUCGAUCAAUGGGCAGCAACAGGUCCAAAGUGCGCAGCCUGAAAAUGGACAGCAAAGUGUGGACAGAACCGUUGAUUGAACUGUUUGUUAUUUAUGGAAACAAGGCUGCUAACAAUGUUUGGGGCCACAACAUGCCGGCGGCAGAGCAGAUCCUUCCUGACGCUUCUCAGGAGGAGCGGGCGGAGUUUAUAAAAGCUAAAUACUGCAGGGGUCUUUACCGCAAAGCCCACCCUCUGAUCUCUAACCAGACGUUGCUCAACAAGCGUCUGUAUGAGGUGGUCUGUGGUGUGGAUGUGGAGGAGACCCUCUCCCUGCUGUGUUCUGGAGCUAAGGUCCAUGCAGGCCCUCAGAGUCCCUCAGCCAUCAGUCUGGCUGAAAAUGCCGGACAGGCCCUGCAGACCGAACUACUGAGACACAACGAGUACACCGAAGCGCCUAACAUGGACCAGCAGAAGCAGACAGUGGAGCAGAUCGGUCUGGAGGAGCUCCAUGGGAAGCUGGAGGAUGAGCGGUUUCUGUUCUCUCUGGAGAACGAGUCUGCAGCCUUUGAUGUGCUGGACCUCAGAGAGGUCAUCUCCAUAUUCAACCAGUCUGCAGGGCAGACUCACGAGUUCAAGAUGUUGACGCUGACCGACAGUCUGAGCUGCAGUGCGGAUGGACAGGACUCCCUGCUGCUCCACAUGCUGCAUAUUAUCAGGGUGGUGAUGCCGGGGCCGCUGGCGGACGAGGAGCUGGAGGGGGUCAUGGCCGUGUCCAGGCUGUCUCUGCGAGAGGGCAGUGGACUCCAGCACGCUGAAGUUUGGGCUUCACUCAGACCCGGGGAGAUGCUGAUCUACCCCACACUGCCACACACGCCGCGGAGUGUUUUCCCUAUGAACCUGCACACGCAGUACAGCCUGCACUCCUCUGAGAACACCAUUGAACUCACCGCGGCAGAAAAGACGCUGUAUCUGAAGUUUGAGCGUGAUCAGAGCUGCAGUAGCUGGUUUAACCUGCUGCCCAAAGCCGUGUCGUCUCAGAGGAAAAGCCUCCAGCGGUCCGUGUACAAGCUGCCGGCGGGGAUGAGCGGACGCGUUCCUCCUGAACUGGAGCGCUGCUUCUCACACAUCACUCUAUACGGGCUGAAGGUGGACGGUCUGUACCGCCGCUGCGGAAUCGCCACUAAAAUCUCCCGUCUGGCGGAGCAGCUGCGCUCGGCUCCAGCUGACGCUGUUCUGGGAACAGGUGAUCAGGACGUGGUGGACGUGGCUGGAGCUCUCAAACUGUUCCUGAGAGAAAUGCAGGAGAUCAUACCGUCAUCAGAGAGGAGCGAGUGGGUGAAGGCAGCAGCUCACGCUCACGAGACUCAGAGGGUGCCGCAGUAUCGCAGUCUGGUGAAGCGCCUUACCCCCGACAACAGAGCCACACUGGCCGCUCUGUGUGGUCACCUCUACGUAGUGCAGCUGCACAGUCAAGUGAACCGCAUGACGGCUCAUAACCUGGCGGUGGUUUUCGUUCCCACGCUGUUCCAGGAGCUCGCCAUGAACACUGACGUGGUCCGACUCACCAAGGAGCUCAUUGUCCAUCACACGCUCGUCUUCCUGAGUAAAGAAGUGGUUCAAGAUGAAGACGACGAAAUGAUCACUGUAUUCUGAAGAACAGGACCACUGACCCUUCAUCCUCCCGUGUGUCCAGCGGCCACUGCAGCACUUGCACACUUUAUAUAUUUAUAUACUUGUGAAAAUGUGAUUGGUGUUUGAAAUAUGAGCAGCCACGUUAGACGGACUUGGUGUGUGUUACUGAAUUACUGUGGAGCGAAGUAAAGAAAAGUGCAUUUAUAACCUUCAGUAACGCCUCGUUUAUUAUGAGUAUUAUUUCCUCAGGUGUCCAUAGAACGGGAAGAGAAAGUGGAUCUUUCUUACAUUUACAAGCAAACAUUGUAUAGCAAUCAAUUACGUGUAUAAUGUGUUUUACUCACGGUCAAAUGACGUAAAGCUUCUUUUAUUUGUGAAACGUUUAAUCAGCAGACAAUCACAGCUGUCUAUAAGAUCACACUACUGUAAAUAAGCAUUUACCUCACAUAUAAACACAGCA
This is a messenger RNA of Pygocentrus nattereri (red-bellied piranha), 3586 nucleotides long. Its product is annotated as arf-GAP with Rho-GAP domain, ANK repeat and PH domain-containing protein 1. The transcript is spliced from 24 exons. The coding region runs from base 259 to 3147 and encodes 962 amino acids. Gene Ontology annotation, biological process: signal transduction. Gene Ontology annotation, molecular function: GTPase activator activity. Lineage: Eukaryota; Metazoa; Chordata; Actinopteri; Characiformes; Serrasalmidae. The record is from RefSeq and is a predicted model, not a curated record.